AUGGCAGACAAGAGAAACUCGAUCAGCAAGGUCGACGAGGCCGAUGCUGAAAAGUCUACGCACAUUGAGAGUCCGGUCACUGAGAUUGGGACCUUUCGUGUUGUCGGCUUGAGCGCUGAGGAUGCGGACUUUUAUAUCAACUACCCAGAGGAGAAGCGGAAGAAGGUGUUUCGCAAGGUGGAUAUCCGCCUCGUCCCCAUGCUGGCCCUCCUCUACCUCUGCUGCCACAUCGACCGCGCCAACAUUGGCAACGCCAAAGUCGAAGGCAUGGUCGAAGACCUCAACAUGACCGGCGUGCAAUACAACACCGUCCUCGCCAUCUUCUUCAUCCCCUACGUCCUCUUUGAAGUCCCCAGCAACAUCCUACUCAAAAAGUUCAAGCGGCCCUCCACCUACCUCGGCAUCCUCGUUGUCUCCUGGGGCAUCAUCAUGACCUGCACGGGGCUCGUCAACAACUACGGUAGCCUCAUGGCCGUCCGCGUCCUCCUGGGUAUCUUUGAAGCGGGCUUCUUUCCCGGUGCCAUCUAUCUCUGCUCGUACUGGUACAUGCCCAAGGACCUGGCGCUGCGGAUUUCGUACUUUUACUGCGCGAGUGCGUUGUCCGGCGCGUUUUCGGGCCUGCUUGCCGCUGCGAUUGCGGAGAUGCAUGGUGUUGCUGGGUAUGAAGGGUGGCGGUGGAUUUUCAUCAUCGAGGGAAUUGCCACUGUUGUGCUGGGGGUUGCGUGCUUUUUCUUCCUGAUCGAUACGCCGACCCUAUCGAAGCGCUGGUUGGAGCCCGAUGAGAUUCAGUACCUUGAGCUGUCCAUGUUCAUCAAGCAGGGUGGGCGCGUCGAGAACGAGUCCAAGUUCAAGUGGAAGGACCUCCGCAUGGUUUUGACAAACUGGCGAGUCUAUAUGCAGGCUUGGUUCCUGUUCGUGCAGUCUGCACUCUCCUAUGGAACGAAAUUCACCCUCCCCACAAUAACCAAAUCCAUGGGCUUCAGCACCACAAACGCCCAGCUAACCUCAGCACCCCCCUACGUCGCCGCCGCAAUCUCAGCCAUAAUCUUCGCCCGGCUCUCCGACCACUUCUUCUGGCGCAUGCCCUUUGUAAUAAUCCCCAUGCUCAUCGUCAUUGUCGCCUACAGCAUCAUCAUCUCGCUCAAGGGCGAGCUCGAAGCCCACAUGGGCGUCGCCUACCUCGCCGUAGUCCUCGCCGUAAUAGGAAUCUACCCGAUCCAAGCGGCGGCCGCCUCCUGGAACGCAAACAACAUCGCCCCCGCGUCCCGGCGCGCCAUCGGGAUCGCGCUCAUGAAUUGCGUGGGGAAUGUUGGUGGGAUCUUGGGGAGUUUCAUGUAUCUGGAAAGUGAGAAGCCAAAGUAUUAUACUGGGUUUGGGAUCUCAUUGGCACUAGGGGGGACGGGGGUUGUUGUUGCGGCGUUGUUGGAGUGGAGUUAUAAGGUUGCGAAUAAGAGGAAGGCGGCGGUUGCGGAGGAGGCGAGGGUGCGCUUUACCGAGGAGGAACUGUUUGAUAUGGGGGAUCGGUCGCCGUUGUUUGUGCAUGUUCUGUAG
Messenger RNA from Aspergillus calidoustus, 1551 nucleotides. Lineage: Eukaryota; Fungi; Ascomycota; Eurotiomycetes; Eurotiales; Aspergillaceae. The record is from the annotation of a GenBank genome assembly.